GUUUCCACUACUACAAGACAACACACAAUAUACAGCAGUACUACACAAGCCUCCGCGGAGCGGAACAGACUGCAUAUUCACGGACGAGCAUAUCCAUUUUCAGUACCGUUUUUGAUUGUAACAACAUGUAGUUCAUGACAGAAGAAUCCGUUAAGACUGUAUUAUCAUCGUUAGCUUGGCUUUCUAUUAUAAGCAAAGGGGAUUCCAUCAGUGGCUAACGGCUAUCAGCUCUAACAACAGAGGUUCACCAGAGAUGAGCAAAUAAAAGUAAUGCUCCUCCACAGCGUAUGACCAAAGGCAUUAUCGAGCGGUAACAGGACUGCUAGGACUCGACGUCAAGAUGAUGAAGAAAAAAAAGUUUAAGUUCAGAGUUGAUUUUGAGCUGGACGAGCUGUCGUCGGUUCCGUUCGUCAACGGAGUUCUAUUCUGUAAAGUCCGCCUGCUUGACGGCGGAUUCUCGGAGGAGUCAUCGCGUGAGACGGUCCAGGCAAACUGUGUACGCUGGAGAAAAAGAUUCUCCUUCCCCUGUAAAAUGAGCGCUAAUGCUGGAACCGGUGUCCUUGACCCCUGUGUUUGUCGAGUUUCAGUCAGAAAGGAACUGAAAGGUGGAAAGACUUAUGCAAAGUUGGGUUUUGCCGAUCUCAACCUGGCGGAGUUUGCAGGAUCAGGUAGCACCACACGCAGGUGUCUGCUGGAGGGGUAUGACACCAAGAACACUAGACAGGACAACUCCAUCCUUAAGGUGAUUAUCAGCACACAGCUGAUGUCUGGGGACCCCUGUUUCAAAACGCCUCCAUCCACCGCAACGGUAAUAGGCAUUCAGGGUGAUGCAGAGAGCCUGCUGGAAGACAGGAAAGGAGGAGACACACAGAAACCUUUUCUGAGUCUCUCAGAGACAUCAGGGAAGUGUGGCUCUCUGCCCGAUGAGCUCGGGCUGUGCGGACAUUCUCGAACGUCCAGUUACGCUAGUCAGCAGUCCAAAGUAUCAGGCUAUAGUACAAGUCACUCACGUUCCUCCAGUCUGUCGGAGUUCUCCCACAGGAGGAACACCUCGAUCGGCAGUGCUUCCACCGGCAUUGCCAGCAUCCCUGAGCCCAGUGAGGAGAGUGACCAAACUACAGUGCCCCCUACAGCCCCGGGGGUCUGCGCUGCUGUGCCUGAACACCCAUCAACCCCUGACAGAGCUGCCAGCAGGUACCCAGUGAAACAAGACUCAAUGGAGUCUCAGCUGAAAAGGGUGGAUGCCACACGGGUGGAUGCCGUUGAUGUGGUAGAGAAGAUUCUUCAAAGCCAGGAUUUCACUCACAGUCUGCUAGACUCCAGCGCUGAAGAGGAAGGUCUGCGUUUGUUUGUGGGUCCUGGUGGGAGCACAGCACUUGGUAGCCAUCACCUUCCUGCCAGGGUUGGAGCUGGUGCCUACGAACAGGUGGUCAUUAAACGCUAGAGUUGGGAGAUGCCAGAAGGAGAAGUGUCAAAAACCAAAGUCUGUUUCGUGGGAGGAGAAAGGGACGAAGAGAUUCAGACAUGUUCGUCUCCUCUCACAUUAGGAGUGUUUAUCACAACCUGUUUCAUGCUUUCCAUGGAAUGGUGUCCUCUGCUGGCUCCAUAAAGAACUGACAGCUCCUCUGUAUGAGGCUGCCAUUAUAGCAGUGUCUGUGUUUCACUGUGAGGUAAAGGUUGUCUCCUAUUACGCCCUUUUUUUCCCUCUAUUUUCCUUGCUGAAUUUUUUAAAAAUAUAUAUAUUUCAUAUUGUUGUUUUAGUUAGUAAGAUCUCUCUUUAUUUUUACCCAUGUUUACAUGUCUGUGAGCCAUUUUAGGGGUCUGUCAGUAACAUUUGAUGGAUUGUAUACAUCUUUUACAGUACGUGUGAGGUGUAUACUCUCUGUGCAGAUGAAGGUGACCCCUUUACAAAUUUGUUUGUCAUCUCAUUACUGUCAGAAUGGAAAUCAAACAGUCCUCACCCACCCGCGGCAUCUCACUUUGUGCAUGUGAGAUGUGAUACAUUUUGACAGAUCGUUUUCAGACUUGAAAAAAAUUUCAUUUGAAUAGCACUUUGAAUUGAAGGACUUUACAUGCGCUUUCUAUGUAUCUCCAACAUUGUAGGGAGUUUUGAGGUUGAGCUGCUGAUUGGGUUAAACCAUACACGAAAAUGUGUAUUUCCUCUUUUUUCAUCAUCAAAAACAACUUUCGGCUCGAGAACUUAAAUGUAGAUGAAUCUCCUACAGCUGCAUUAUAUGUUGAAUGGGGACUACUUAAGUGAUUUUGCAGUUCAAUAUAUAGACACAUUAGCGACAUAAAAUCCAAGCAGCUGAAUAUCUAACAAGUACGUCUCUGGCAUCAUUAAUGACAUCUCGUAAAUGUAUUGGCUUUCAUGCAAGGACAAAAUGAGCCAAGCUGUUCUCAAGCUACAAUUAGUUACAUGGCAGCACAGAACGAAGCAUUUAACUAUUUCAGCAAUGCUUGAGCGUGUAGCUCUUCUUAUCCUCUCUAUAACACCACAAAAACUUUUUAUCCAUGUUUUUGUAGUUACUUGAUGUAUCACUAAAAUGAAGGUAUUUUAAAUGACUAUUUUCAUGGUAUCUCUGUCUGUAAGGUCAGCUCUAAAGCAUAUCAGAAUCAUACAUUAGUGCUUCUCUAGUUGUAUGUGACCGUACUAUGCCCAUAUCUUCUCAGAAGCCAUUCACUGUUUUAUUCAUAUAAACUCACUAGCCUCUGCGAUUUAAGUGUGUGAGGAUUCGCAGUUGAGCGAGUGUGUCUGCAAUCUAUUUGUAGCACUUGAUUAUCUCAUAACUGUCUAGAGUUAUAGUGUAGAAAUGCAUGGGUGUCACAUCUACUCAAUGUGUCCGAAGCAUUUUGUGUAUCUUUGCUAUUUCCAUCAGAUUGAUCCAGGUCUGUCGAUAUCCAAACACUAAAAAAAAACACUGAUGGGAAGCUUGGAUUCAACUCAGCCACACGUCUCAGGUUUAUUAUUUUAUCUUUCGCAAUUACUGCACUAAUAUCAAAGCACCACACUGCGAAUGUACGGAGCCCCUAAAGACCCAUGGUGAUAUGCAUUAAUAUGAGAUGGGAAGAAAAAACAUAUCAGUGCUUUUGCGGUCUCAAGCAAUCCAAAACAUUUGCUAACAGAAACUUUGUUCACUUGCAAAACCUUUGUGUUCACCCAAGACGCUAAAAGGAAACGCUAGAAAUUAAAAGUUUGUGAGUGAUAUAUAUAUAUAUAUAUAUAACAUUGAUAUAUACUUUUUAUUUUGUCCCAUCACGUUGUUCUUCAUCAUCAUGUCCCUUUAAGGGCUCCGUAGCGAAUGUUUGCAAAUACCAGUAUAUUUAGAGGUUCUCUGCGAUAUUUCAGCUUCAUUACUUUUCAUCAGACACUCAGUAAUAAGAGUUAUUUUAAACUUGAUUUUUAGUUUUUUAAUUGAUGUACUGCCAAAAUGAAAGACUAUUUUUAUGUAUUUGAGCUUUAGUGAUACUGAAAUUGUGUGAAGAUAACACUUUUUCCCCUCCGUGUUUCCUAAUUACUCUUACAUAACCUGUAAGUAGGUCCUGGUACUUUACAUGUUGUAAAAACAUGGUGGCUUUAUCUCUUCUGUGAAGUUUUGGUCCUUGUAAUUGUACUGUAUCUGAUGUUUAAAAGUGACAUUGCUGUUUUUGACUGUCUUGCAAUGUUGUGUUCUAACUUUUGACCAAUAGUGGCUUCCAUGCCAUGUGUUCUGUUAUGAUGCUGGUAAGGUAUGUACCAUUCACUGUUAAAUAAAACCACAUUUCAAA
Messenger RNA from Sinocyclocheilus grahami, 3768 nucleotides. RefSeq names its product family with sequence similarity 102 member Bb (gene eeig2b). The record is from RefSeq and is a predicted model, not a curated record. Bases 341 to 1444 code for a protein of 367 amino acids. Lineage: Eukaryota; Metazoa; Chordata; Actinopteri; Cypriniformes; Cyprinidae. The transcript is spliced from 11 exons.